Molecule: messenger RNA, 786 nt
Organism: Leptosia nina
Lineage: Eukaryota; Metazoa; Arthropoda; Insecta; Lepidoptera; Pieridae
Source: the annotation of a GenBank genome assembly
AUGUCAGAGAUGACCUGCUUCCUCACGUCUGACGAUUCACCAAUCGAAACUGUGCUAUUUCUGAACAAGAUGCUUCUCAUCGUCAGCUCGAUCCUGGCGGUGGCGUCGUCACAUCCACAAGUAACGGUGGAUCAAGGUUUAUUGAAUAACAUUUUUGGUACACCACCCACUACUGCUACUGAACGAACAAAUUUGGAAGACUUCACAGUGAAGCCAACCGAAGGACCGAUCUACUCCCAAGACAAAAAAGGAGUUCCGUGCCAAUGCGUCCCUUAUUAUUUAUGCGAUAAGGAUCGGAAUGGCGUAAAGAUUAACGAUUCAUCCCUCAAUGGUUGGGGAACUCUAGAUAUUAGAUUCGGGACAGACGAUUGCCAAGAAACUGUUGAGCUCUGUUGUACAACGCCCCAGGACCCAGCCGAGGUCCCAGUACCAAAACCAGACCCCAAGAAGCCUUCUGGAUGUGGCUACAGCAACCCAAAAGGCCUAGAUUUCCAAAUCACUGGAGGAAGUGGUUACGAGGCCCAAUUCGGUGAAUUCCCUUGGGUAGUGGCGCUGUUGGACGCUUUGAACGGCAGUUAUGCUGGUGUAGGUGUUCUGAUCCAUCCCCAAGUUGUUAUGACCGCUGCUCACAUUGCUGCUAGAUAUGGUCCAGAUACUCUUAAGAUCCGCGCUGGCGAAUGGGACACACAGACGAACAAGGAAAGACUACAACCUCAGGAGAGAAUCGUCAACCAAAUCAUUGUUAGACAAGGCAAGUUACGAAAAUUCUUAUUAUCCGUAGGAUAG